Molecule: messenger RNA, 516 nt
Organism: Menidia menidia (Atlantic silverside)
Lineage: Eukaryota; Metazoa; Chordata; Actinopteri; Atheriniformes; Atherinopsidae
Source: the annotation of a GenBank genome assembly
AUGAUGAAGGAUAACAACCUCGUCCGGCACCUGGACGCGUGCGAGACCAUGGGCAACGCCACGGCCAUCUGCUCCGACAAAACCGGAACCCUGACCACCAACAGGAUGACCGUGGUCCAGACGUACCUCUGGGUUGUGGAGCCUGUGGAGGUGGUGGAUAACGGGGACCAGACUCACUCUGUGAGCUACGUCCCCACCAGAGAGGGACCGUACUCCAUCAACGUGCUGUACAACGACCAGGAGAUCCCCCGCAGCCAGCCCGCUGCUCUGGAGGCCGGGGCCGUGCGCCUUCACCUGGGAAACACAGGUGUGUCUGGGCCUUUAGGCACCCAUGUGAUGGAGGGCUCUGGCCGGAUGCUGGUGACGGCCGUGGGGGUGAACUCCCAGACGGGGAUCAUCUUCACGCUGCUGGGAGCCGGGGACAUGGAAGAGGAGACCAAGGAGAAGAAAGGUAAUAAACGGAAUAUACCAGUCAGAACCAGAGAGGAGUGGAACCAGGAAGGUUUGAUGGAUUAG